Messenger RNA from Prunus dulcis (almond), 1378 nucleotides. RefSeq names its product histone deacetylase 8. The record is from RefSeq and is a predicted model, not a curated record. Lineage: Eukaryota; Viridiplantae; Streptophyta; Magnoliopsida; Rosales; Rosaceae. Bases 135 to 1283 code for a protein of 382 amino acids. The transcript is spliced from 3 exons.
AUCCGGCAUUAUCAACCCAACUCAAUUUUAGUUGGCCCUUCCAAUCAAAACGAGACAUAUAACUGAAAACAACCUGGUCCCAUUAGCAAAACACCAACUAAAAGAACGAAAGAAAAAACAGAGUUCCUUCAUCAAUGGCCGCUUCAACUGCGACUGCCCCAACUGACCGCAUAGAUGUGUUCUGGGACUCAGGCAUGCUCAACCAUAACUCAGGCAAUGGAGUAUUCGACACUGGAAUGGAUCCUGGGUUUCUGGAUGUGUUAGAAAAGCACCCAGAGAACUCUGACAGAGUCAAAAACAUGGUUUCUAUUCUAAAGAGAGGCCCUAUCUCUCCCUACAUUUCUUGGCUCCCAGGAAGGCCUGCUCUGCUCUCUGAAUUGCUCUCUUUCCACUCUUCAGAAUACAUAAAUGAACUAGUUGAAGCGGAUAGAGAAGGGGGUAAGAUGUUAUGUGCUGGGACUUUCUUGAACCCCGGAUCAUGGGGUGCCUCGCUUCUUGCUGCUGGUACAACAUUAUCGGCAAUGAAACAUGUGCUUGAUGGACAUGGAAAAAUUGCUUAUGCAUUGGUUAGGCCUCCGGGUCACCAUGCUCAGCCUACUCGAGCUGAUGGCUACUGCUUCCUUAACAAUGCCGGCCUUGCUGUUCAAUUCGCUUUAAAUUCUGGAUGCGCAAAGGUUGCGGUCAUAGACAUCGAUGUCCAUUAUGGAAAUGGGACUGCUGAGGGAUUCUAUAGGUCUGAUAAGGUUCUCACAACCUCCCUUCAUAUGAAUCAUGGUUCAUGGGGUCCAUCUCACCCACAGAAUGGCUCUGUUGAUGAGCUUGGUGAAGCGGAGGGGUUUGGUUAUAAUUUGAAUAUACCUCUACCAAAUGGGACCGGGGACCGUGGAUACAGGCAUGCCAUGACUGAGUUGGUUGUCCCUGCAAUCCAAAAGUUUAAGCCUGAAAUGAUGGUUCUGGUCAUUGGCCAAGAUUCAAGUGCUUUUGAUCCAAAUGGAAGGCAGUGUUUGACAAUGGAGGGUUAUCAAGAGAUUGGCAGGAUUGUUCGUAGCCUGGCGGACCGACACUGCAGUGGACGGCUUCUGAUUGUCCAAGAAGGUGGAUAUCAUGUUACCUACUCAGCCUAUUGUCUCCAUGCCACACUUGAAGGUGUGCUCAACCUACCAACUUCCCUAUUAUCUGAUCCCGUUGCUUAUUACCCAGAGGAUGAGGCAUUGGCCGCGGAAGUUAUUAAAUCCAUUAAAAAGUUCCAGAAAGACAAUGUACCAUUCUUAAAAGGAGCUUAAUUUGGAAUUCAUUUUAGUAAAUCUCAUUCUCUUUUUGUACUGUGUCUAUGAUAUAAGAUUGUCAUUGCAACAAAGAAGUCACACUUUUUUUUUUU